Molecule: messenger RNA, 348 nt
Organism: Glarea lozoyensis ATCC 20868
Lineage: Eukaryota; Fungi; Ascomycota; Leotiomycetes; Helotiales; Helotiaceae
Exons: 4
Coding region: 1-348 (115 amino acids)
Source: RefSeq, a predicted model, not a curated record
AUGGCUCGUGAGGGAACUCGAUCUGCAACUGGCAACUCUAGACCAAGAGUCUUCGACACAGUUCCAGAGGUCGCCACAACCAAGAAGCGCGCGACCGCAAACACUGGAGCAAAGCGAACUACAAAGAAGGCGCCUGCUGUCAAGGCCAGCAAGCCUGUCGGUGUCACCAAGAAAAAAGCAGCAGUUCCUGCUAAGAAACCAACUGUCGCGACAAAGGCCAAGGGCGUUGUCAAGAAGGUGGAGGGUGCCGUCACCGGCAACCCAGAAAAGAAGGCUGCUGGUACCAAGAAGAUCAAGGGCACCGAUGUAGCCGCUGCUAAGAAGGGUGCUGCUACCAAGAAGAAGUAG